Striga asiatica is the source of this 987-nucleotide messenger RNA. The record is from the annotation of a GenBank genome assembly. Lineage: Eukaryota; Viridiplantae; Streptophyta; Magnoliopsida; Lamiales; Orobanchaceae.
AUGGCCUGGGACUCCACAAGCCCCACACGUGCUAAUCAAGUUCCAACUUCUGGAGGAUAUUACAUGUCAAGGCCACCAGAUUCAUGCAUUUACCCCCAAAAUAAUUCAAUUCAACUACAAGAAAAGGUUAACCCAAUUCCAACCUUUGGAGGGUAUUACAUGCCAAGGUCGCAUGCUUCACCCAUUUAUCCUGAGAGUAGUUCGAUUCAACUUCAAGAAAAUGGUCUUCUUAAUCCACUAUGGGGUAGAAGUUAUGCUAUAAGGAAUAAUAGCAUACAUGCAGAAAAUUUGACAGAAAAUUUGACACAGCUGGAGAUUGAUCCCUCGUUAGUUGUCGAUUCAUUCUUGCCAAACUCGAAGCCAACGAUUUCUCGUGAACCAAUGGAGCUUCAUUUCUUGCUUUUAAAUUUUCUUUUAAAACCAACACCUUUUGUUCGUCGGCCCCCCGUGGCGGUACUUCGGUCGACGCAUCAACAACAAAUCCAAAGAGACUAUAAACUGUCUGUGGAACUUUGGGACCUGGCGGUACUAUCUGGUGAAAGGGUUGUAGAUAGAUCGGGUCUUGAUCGGCACCCGGCGAAGGGAACAAAAACAAGGUCGCCACACGAUGCUCGGAGCUUGAAGAGGAAUUCAACUCUGAGGUGCCUGUCCCUGCAAGGCUGUAAAAAGGUGAAGGGAGAACAAGUAUACCGGGCCAUAAUAGAGACAUUGGAUACAAAAGCUCCCCACGUGAUACUGAGGUGGGGGAAUCAGGUUGGCAAAAAAAUUGACAAAAAACCCGAGAAAAAACGAUGGCUAAAAACGGAGAAAACGGGAAAUUCUUUGGCCGAAACAGUACCUAAUUUCAACUCAGAAAAAGCUCCCCACACAUUACAUCAAUGGCGUCAAUCUCCCCAACUCUCUCUCUUACCUUCUUCCUCCUCGCAUUCCUCAUUCUCGGCCGACCCACCCUGUCCGCUGGUUCCCCUGCAAAUUGGAGGGUUUUGA